CAAUCAGCUCAAACUUUUAGAUAAUUAAUUGAUUUCUUGAACCUUUGAUUCAAAAAGCUUUCUCAAUGGGUUGGCAAGAUCUCAUGCUUUCCUUCCUUUUUUCUCAUCCUCGCAUCUUCCGGGCUGGCACUAGCACUGUAUUAUUGCCAUUCUCAUUUUGUAAGCUGAAGGCUAGCCAUGCAUGGAAGCUGCAGUGAAGGGUUGCAGCAGUGAGAAGGAGCAACGGCCGUUAACGCCUCUGUGUUUACUUGUGCGUUUUGGACUGCCCUCCUCUCUUUGUCUACUGUUCUCGGUUCUUUCUUUUAUAUAUAUUUGAUAUCUACCAGUCUGAGAAAUCCUGUACAGAUAAAUUAUGGCCUCCAUUUCUCAGGUUUCUUCUCCGUUUGUGCUAUUUGCUCUCAUUUUAUGUUAUUGUUCAAAUCAUAAUGUAGCGGGUUUUCAUCCAAGAAGAAGAGAAGGUUUCGAGAUAAUUACAGUUGGAGGUGCAGUUGGCCCUGCUCCCUCUCCUGCAUAUCAAGAUUGUCCUCCUCCUACUCCGGAGCCGAUUUGCCCCCCUCCAAAACCCCCUCCACCACCGCCAUCGCCACCUCCACGGCCACGAGCACCACACCCACCAAAGCCAAGACUAACGCCACCUCCACCUCCAAUACCAACCCCCACCCCAACCCCGUACCGCCCGAAUGCAAGACUCCUACGUGCUCGUGAAGUGAUUCAAAGAUUCAGGAGUAGAAUUGUUGAUGAUCCACAACAUAUCACAGAUUCAUGGAACGGGAAAAAUGUUUGCAAAUACAAAGGCUUUGUAUGUGAUACUCGUCCUGACGUAAAACAGGAGGCAGUUGCAGGAGUAGACUUCAAUGGCUAUAAUUUCAACGGCCCCAGAUUUAACCUCUCUGAUUUUCUUGAGAAGUUGGAUGAUUUAGCAAUCUUUCAUGUAAAUUCCAACUUUUUCACCCUUUCAAUCCCGAAAUUUACUUCCAGGAUUUCGUUCUUGUACGAGCUAGAUGUCAGCAACAACAAGCUAUCCGGUGAUUUCCCAAUGGAAGUUCUUAACUGUAAGAAUUUAACCUUCCUGGACCUGCGGUUCAACUCAUUUUCCGGAAAGGUUCCACCGGAAGUGUUCGACCUGGAUCUUGAUGUCCUCUUCAUCAAUAACAACAAGUUCUCGGAAAAUCUUCCUUCAAAUCUUGGCUCCACACCAGCCCUUUAUCUCACUUUCGCCAACAAUGAAUUCACCGGGCCAAUUCCAAGCAGCAUUGGCAAGGCAAAAAACCUGCUAGAAGUGCUUUUCCUGAACAACAAGUUCUCAGGUUGCUUGCCGUAUGAAAUCGGCUUCUUGACAAAUGCCACCGUAUUCGACGUGAGCAGCAAUAUGUUGACCGGCACCAUUCCACGGUCUUUCGGAUGCUUGGCUAGUAUGCAGAACCUCAACCUGGCGAACAACCAGUUUUACGGGACAGUUCCGGCGACUGUCUGCAAACUGCCGCAGCUCGUGAACUUGUCUUUGUCAUAUAACUAUUUUACCUACGUUGGACGUGAAUGCAGGGAGUUGAUUUGGAGAAACAAGCUUGAUAUUCAGAUGAACUGCAUUUGGGAUCUUCCGUUUCAAAGAUCGCCCGAAGAAUGCCGCAAGUUCUUCUCCAAGCCAAGGCUCUGUCCAAACGAGACGUCAUUGAAUUUGAUUCCUUGUUUGAAGAAUGGCUAUUCCAAUCACACUGAUUCUUUGACGUCUGAUAGAAAAUCAACGGUUGGACUUGCACCUGCUCCGUCGCCUCGGACUUAUGCUGCACUUAAACCCCGCCGCCUGUAAUUUGUUAAGCCAGCGUAUCCUGAAGAUGUUCAUGUUUAGGCUUUGCUAUAUAUGUUUUUAUGUAUACAUAUUUCUUUCCCUUUUUCAUAUAUUAUAAGAAUCAAUGUAACUAGGUAAUUUAUAAUCCAAUCAAUCAACCUGUGAUUUCUUUUUGAAA
Molecule: messenger RNA, 1964 nt
Organism: Mangifera indica (mango)
Lineage: Eukaryota; Viridiplantae; Streptophyta; Magnoliopsida; Sapindales; Anacardiaceae
Exons: 1
Coding region: 353-1807 (484 amino acids)
Molecular function (GO): protein binding
Source: RefSeq, a predicted model, not a curated record